AUGGUUUUCGUACCCGACCCGAAUUUUCUUCCACCCGUACCGAGAACUUUUGGUUCAAAUUCAUCAUUGUUUCCACUACCGAUGACAUCAGACAAAAAUUUUGAUAUUAAUCAUUUAAUGAGAAACUUUCCAUACGAUCAAUAUAUGUGGACGAUUGGAACAGCUUAUGGUGUUGAAUUAUUAACAGAUACAACUUUACAUAUAAAACCAAUAGAACAAAACGAUUCACCGUCGGCUGCAAUUAAAUGUCGUUUACAUAUCGAUAUAAAGCCAUUAGAAUUUGAUCUACCAUAUGUACGUUUUUCAUUAGAUAGGGAAUCUAUCACAAUUUUAAUGGAAACAGAUGGAGUACUGUUGUCUAAACCAGACAAGGAAACGCUACUGAAAACAUAA
This is a messenger RNA of Didymodactylos carnosus, 393 nucleotides long. Lineage: Eukaryota; Metazoa; Rotifera; Eurotatoria; Philodinida; Philodinidae. The record is from the annotation of a GenBank genome assembly.